Molecule: messenger RNA, 1784 nt
Organism: Pantherophis guttatus
Lineage: Eukaryota; Metazoa; Chordata; Lepidosauria; Squamata; Colubridae
Source: RefSeq, a predicted model, not a curated record
GGCGUCGGCGUCACGCUUAACCCCCUCGCCGCCGCCUCUGCGCUGGGCCUCCGGGUCCGCCGGCCCAGCCGAACCCCGCGGAAGCCUCCGCCUCCUCCGCCUCCUCCUCCUGGCGGGCUCCGGGGCCGCGCGUGGCCGGGGCGGGCGGGCGGCGGCGCUGCGGGUAGGAGGGCGGCGGCCGUCGUGCGAGGGAGGGAGGGAGGGAGAGUCCGGGCGGCGCUUGUGCUGCCGGGCUCCCCCUCGAUGUUCUCCGCCGGCCUCUUCCUGGUCAACCUGCUGGUCCUCUACUACGCCUUCCUGCUGGAGUACAUCGCCCUCAACGUGGGCCUCGUCUUCCUGCCCGACGACAUGGACCAGGCGCUGCUGGACCUCGGGCUCCUCUCCGACCCGGCGCUCGGCCUCUACCGGCUGGACAGCGAGGGCGAGCCGCUCGACGCCUACUGGGACUAGGGCCGCCCGCCCGCCCGCCCGCGGAGGUAGGGGCGGCGAAGGAGGGGAGCCCCGAGGGGGGCGGCUCAGCCCUUGUGCGCGCUCCGGCAAGGCUCGCUGCCCUCCAGUGGGCCGCGACUGCAGCAAUCCCUUCAGGGGCACAAGGCAUCUCUGCAGCCCCCCCGCCCCCGCCCCGGGCUUCUGCAGGGGACACGGGCCGCCCUUUCAGCUUUGGCUUCAUUCGCAUGUCCACAGGCUGCCUUGCUACAGGAGGGAAGGAAAAGAAAAGAUCCCGGAAAGGACGCAUGGAUUCCGGCCUGAGGCCCUCCAGGGUCCCCCAGGGAAGCUGGACUCAGGAUGGGACCUGCAACUCUUGACGGGUUUGCCAGCAUCCUGCAGGGAUCCGUUAGCAGCGUUUACGCAGGGAGCCUGGAGUGGGGAAAACCCCAGGAGACUCUGGUCUCUUACACUGAACCAAGGGAUUGACUUGCUUCCCUUGUCUUGAAGAGGCAAAGGUAUGUCUGGAGCUAGCCUGGAUUCUCGGACAAGGCAAGCAGUGGCUGCGAUGGGGUCACCAGCUUUGAAGGGGGCUGGGGGAAUAAACACCGAGAGCCUGAGGUUGCUUGCAACAGCGCAUGUUCCUGAACACAGAACUGCUCGGCAGUUGAAAGUUGACCUUGCACCACGGUGCAGAAGAUGCCCGAAUCACGUUUUCCCCGUAGGACAGUAGAAUGCAGCCCUCCAUUAUCAGUACUAUCCAUAUCUGUGAGAGCUUUUAAAAAAAAAGACCUUCACUCCUCUUUGAUGAAAUGUUUUCCAGCACGUAGAAAGGUUAUUUGACGUUAAUGAAGCUUGCUCCCUGGCUAGGUUUCCAGCUGCAGGGAGAGACAGGUGUGGAAAUAUGGCGAAGCUGUCAAUUUGCACGGGAGUCCUUAAGUGUUAUUAGCCAUGAAGGCUCCGGUUUCUGCUCUUUCGAAGCGUGGAAAUGUUGGAAGCCUCCAACUGGCAAUCUUAAUUUGCUGUGAAUGAUCAGGUCGCCCUUCUUAAAUUUUAUUUUUUGAGAUCCCCCGAACCUUUGCAAUACCCACAAAAGGUCUGCUUUUUAAAGAGUAAUAAUUUAAAAGGGGGGGGGGAGAAGAACUGCAGGGAUGUUUCUGUCGCACUGUUACAGAGAAGAAUUGAUUUUGUAAGUAUUUUUAUAACUUGAGGGAAGGAAAGAAGAGCCUUGUCAUUGUUAGGGCAAGUUAUUUUGGAAAACGUUCAAAUGCAUUGUUACGUAAAGCAGAAAAUGUAAAAAAAGCAAUAUCUUGAUAACUGGACCUCUUGCAAAUAUAGAUGUGUGCAGGUGACUACAA